UGGUCUAUGGAUGUUAUUGUAGGUUAAAGCCAUAAACCCUCGCGGUCCAAUCCAGGUGAGAAAAGAUCAACAUAUAUUUGUAUACUCCAGUCCAAGUGAGAGGAGUGUAAGAUCUGUGAUGCGAGGUCAGUCUCUCCGCAUCAAUGGCGUUCAAAGAUUGUUUGCUUUUGAGCUUCUUCACGAUAAUAAUCACUGCAACUACCUACGCCACUGCUGAUUUGAUCCAGGGCUGUGGUGGAUUUGUCGAGGCAAGUUCAGUUCUGAUCAAGUCAAGGAAGCCAACUGAUACUAAAUUGGAUUAUUCUCACCUCACGAUUGAGCUUCGCACGUUGGAUGGAUUGGUAAAGGAUAGAACACAGUGUGCUCCAAAUGGUUACUACUUCAUUCCAGUGUACGACAAGGGUUCCUUUGUGAUUAAAGUCAAGGGACCAGAAGGAUGGUCAUGGGAUCCAGAUCAAGUUCCUGUCGUUGUUGAUCAGGCUGGUUGCAAUGCAAAUGAGGAUAUAAAUUUUAGAUUCACCGGGUUCACCGUGUCUGGAAGAGUUGUGGGAUCUGUUGGUGGAGAGAGCUGUUCAAAUAAAAAUGGGGGUCCAUCAAAUGUAAAUGUUGAGCUUUUAUCUCCCACGGGUGAUCUUGUCACGUCUGUUUUAACAUCACCAACAGGAAGUUACUCGUUCACUAACAUUAUCCCAGGAAAAUACAAACUACGUGCUUCACGUCCUGAUUUUAAUGUUGAAGUUAGAGGUUCUGCUGAGGUUGAAUUGGGGUUUGAGAAUGGUUUGGUUGAUGACAUUUUCUUUGUCCCUGGCUAUGAUAUUCGUGGAUCUGUAGUUGCUCAGGGAGAUCCCAUCUUAGGGGUUCACAUUUAUUUAUACUCAAAUGAUAUCUCGAGGGUGGACUGUGCCCUCGGCUCUGGUAAUGCCCCUGGGCAAAGAAAAGCUCUCUGUCAUGCUGUCUCUGAUGCAGAGGGAAUGUUCACAUUUAAAUCAAUACCUUGCGGGGUUUAUGAGCUUAUACCAUACUACAAGGGUGAGAAUACGGUUUUUGAUGUUUCACCUUCCUCCAUGUUGGUGUCUGUUGAGCAUGAUCAUGCAACAGUUAUCCAAAAGUUUCAGGUCACUGGAUUUUCUGUUGGGGGUCGUGUAGUUGACGGGAAUGGCAUGGGAGUGGAUGGUGUAAAAAUUGUAGUAGAUGGUCAUGAAAGGUCUAUCACUGACAAAGACGGAUAUUACAAGCUCGACCAGGUUACCUCCAGUUGCUAUUUGAUAGAAGCGAAGAAGGAGCAUUACACAUUUGACAAACUCAAGGACUUUUUGGUGUUGCCAAACAUGGCUUCAGUUGUGGAUAUUAAAGCAGUCUCGUAUGAUGUCUGUGGCAUUGUUCAGAUGAUUAGUUCUGGUUACAUGGCAAAGGUAGCCUUGACUCAUGGACCAGAGAAUGUUAAGCCUCGAGUUAAACCGACUGAUGAGAGUGGUAGUUUCUGCUUUGAGGUUCCAUCUGGUGAAUAUCGUUUGUCUGCUUUAGCAGCCAACCCUGAGAGUUCUCCCGGACUUCUGUUUUUGCCAACUCAUGUUGAUGUUGUGGUUAACAGUCCAGUACUGAAUGUUGAAUUUUAUCAGGCACAAGUGAAUGUUCUUGGGGAAGUAGCUUGCAAGGAGAAAUGUGGCUCAUCGGUUUCUGUCACAUUUGUAAGGUUGGACGGCAAAAGUAAAGAGGAGAGGAAGACAGUUUAUUUGACUGAUGAGAGUAGUGAGUUUUUGUUUCCCAAUGUUUUCCCUGGGAAAUACAAGCUUGAGGUGAAGCACACUUCUGCUGGAGAGAUGUCAGGAGAAGACCAGUGGUGCUGGGAGCAGAGCUCUAUCACUGUGGAAGUCGGCACAGAGGAUGUAAAAGGGAUUGCCUUUGUGCAGAAAGGUUAUUGGGCCAAUGUUAUUUCUACCCAUGAUGUAGAUGCCUACAUGACUCAACCUGAUGGUUCCUAUGUGAAUUUGAGAAUUAAGAAAGGUUCCCAGCAGCUAUGUGUAGAAUCUUCUGGAGUGCAUGAACUUCAGUUUGUUAACUCAUGUAUUUUCUUUGGAAGCUCAUCUAUGAAAAUUGAUACAUCAAAUCUAUCACCUAUCUAUCUAAAAGGAGAGAAAUACCUCCUUGGAGGACAAAUCCAUGUUGAUUCAAGCUCACUCGAUGGUGUUUAUGAAUUACCUGAGAACAUACUGGUUGACUUAGUAAAUAAUGAGGGUCCUCUUCUGGAUGGUACUGUUGCCAGACUUGUUGGUAGUGGAAAUGAUCAAUCAGGUUUUGUCGUAUAUGAGUAUUCAGUGUGGGCUAAUCCUGGAGAAAAACUUACUUUUGCUCCUCAGGACUCACGGAAUAAGGGUGGGAAGCAAAUCUUGUUUUAUCCUAGACAACAAGAUGUCUUGGUGACACAUGAUGGUUGCCAAGCUUCAGUUCCUCCAUUUUCUGGUCGACCGGGGUUGUACAUUGAAGGAUCAGUUUCUCCACCCCUUUCUGGUGUUUAUAUCAAAAUUAUUGCUGCUGGAGAUAGCCAUAAUGCCCCAUUUAAGAAAGGUGAUUUAGCUCUUGAAACUACAACAGGGACAGAUGGUUUAUUUGUUGGAGGACCUCUAUAUGAUGAUAUAAGUUACAACAUUGAGGCUUCAAAGCCUGGAUAUUAUGUAAAACCUGUUGGACCUCAUUCCUUUUAUUGUCAGAAGCUUGGUCAAAUUUCUGUACAUAUUUUUUCUAAAGAUGAUGCAAGGGAACCCUUUCCUUCUGUUCUGUUGUCAUUGAGUGGCGAAAAUGGUUAUAGGAACAACUCAAUAACUGCUGGUGGUGGAAUUUAUCUCUUUGAAAACUUAUUUCCUGGGAGUUUUUAUCUUCGUCCUCUAUUAAAGGAGUAUGCUUUCUCACCUCCAGCACAGGCAAUUGACCUUGGAUCUGGGGAGGCUAAGGAAGUCAUCUUCCAGGCCACACGUGUUGCUUACAGUGGUAUGGGUACAGUUACUCUCUUGUCUGGCCAGCCAAAAGAAGGUGUUUCAGUGGAAGCCCGGUCAGAGUCGAAAGGCUUUUAUGAGGAGACAAUAACAGAUUCAUCAGGAAAUUAUCGUCUGAGAGGGCUCCUCCCUGAUACAACCUAUAUAGUAAAAGUAGUGGAAAAGGGUGACCUCCAAAGCACUAGAAUCGAACGAGCAUCUCCAGAAUCUGUUGUUAUCCAGGUUGGAUCUGAGGAUAUCAGGGGAUUGGAUUUUUUGGUAUUUGAACAGCCAGAAUUGACCAUUUUAAGUGGCCACGUUGAGGGAGGGUUCUUGGAAGAUGAGCUUCAUUCACAUCUUCGGGUGGAAAUUAAAUCAGCUAAUGAUCCAUCCAAGAUUGAAUCUGUCUUCCCAUUACCUCUUUCUAAUUUCUUCCAGGUAAAGGACUUGCCGAGGGGUAAGCACCUUCUGCAGCUUCGAUCUGAUCUCCCAUCAAGAACCCACAAAUUUGAAUCCGAAGUUAUUGAGGUUGACUUGGAGAAACAUACACAAAUUCAUGUGGGCCCAAUCAGAUAUAAAGUUGAAGAGGAUUUCCACAAACAGGAAUUGACUCCAGCACCGGUAUAUCCUCUUAUUGUUGGAGUUUCGGCGAUUGCUCUUUUUAUCAGUAUGCCCAGAAUAAAGGACUUGUACCAAGCCACGAUGGGAGUGUACACGUCGAGUUCCGUUGCAAAUGGAAAAAAAGAAGUGAGAAAGCCGGUCAUCAGAAAAAAGACUUAUUGACAUGGGCGGAGCUAUGCAUGAAGUUAACCCACUAAACUUUUACUUUUUUUUUUUUAAGAAUUAUGUAGUAUUAUAUAAAUUUUUUGAGGAUUAAAAUUGUUCAAAAAAAUAUAUUUGUCAACCAAAAAAAUUUUGUUUAAAAAAAAAAAAAAUUCUAUGUUUAUCAUAAUUUUAUACCUUUUUUGUUUA
This is a messenger RNA of Camellia sinensis, 3941 nucleotides long. Its product is annotated as Carbohydrate-binding-like fold. NCBI's taxonomy places the organism in Eukaryota, Viridiplantae, Streptophyta, Magnoliopsida, Ericales, Theaceae. Gene Ontology annotation, cellular component: endoplasmic reticulum membrane. The record is from RefSeq and is a predicted model, not a curated record.